Messenger RNA from Fulmarus glacialis (Northern fulmar), 1020 nucleotides. RefSeq names its product leucine rich repeat containing 39 (gene LRRC39). NCBI's taxonomy places the organism in Eukaryota, Metazoa, Chordata, Aves, Procellariiformes, Procellariidae. The transcript is spliced from 8 exons. Bases 1 to 1020 code for a protein of 339 amino acids. The record is from RefSeq and is a predicted model, not a curated record. Gene Ontology annotation, molecular function: protein binding.
AUGACUGAAACUGCAGUUUGCGUUGGAACAUUCACUGCUGUGAAGACACUUUGGGAAGUGAGAAUACACAAGAUAAAUGAAGAAUUACGGAAAGAAAAGGAAUUCAGACAGAGGUCUGCAGGAAGGCUACUACUCAUCUGGGAGGAGAGAGCUGCUUUAGCAAAGCUCAAAGAAAAAGUUAUUAAUGAAGACGGAAGAGCAAUUUUAAGGAUAGAGGAAGAAGAAUGGAAGACACUACCUUCGUGCUUAUUGAAACUAGUCCAUCUCCAGGAAUGGCAGCUUCACAGAACUAGCUUGCAGAAAAUUCCUCAGUUCGUUGGAAGAUUUCACAAUCUUGUUGUUCUGGAUCUAUCUCGGAACUCAAUUGAAAGUGUACCUAAAGAAAUUGGCCACCUGACUAGCCUCCAAGAGCUGCUUCUCAGUUACAAUAGAAUAAAGUCUGUUCCUAAGGAAAUAAGUAACUGUGUCAGUCUGGAAAGAUUGGAACUGGCUGUCAACAGGAGUAUCUGUGAUCUUCCUCCUCAGCUCAGUGAUUUAAAGAAGCUUUCACACAUAGAUUUGUGCAUGAAUCAGUUUACUGCCAUCCCUUCAGCUCUUCUCAACAUGCCAAAUCUAGAAUGGUUAGAUAUGGGGGGAAAUAAACUCCAGGAGCUUCCUGAUGCAAUUGACAGAAUGGAAAAUCUCCACACUUUAUGGCUCCAAAGGAAUGAGAUAAACUCUUUACCAGAAACCAUUGGUAAUAUGAAAAAUCUUAAUACUCUUGUUCUUAGCAACAACAAACUUAAGGAUAUUCCAGCUUGUAUGAAGGACAUGACAAAUCUGAGAUUUGUCAACUUCAGAGACAACCCACUGGAGUUAGAGGUAACACUCCCGCCAUGUGAGAAUACAGAAGAGGAGGAGCAACAGGAAAUGUUCGGCAUUGAAUUCAUGCACAUGUAUAUCCAGGAGUCACUCAAGAAAACAGGAAAUCUGGAAAGUUGUACUUCUGGUCCUUCUCCUAUCAUAAAUGCUAAUGAAUAA